Molecule: messenger RNA, 2657 nt
Organism: Ectocarpus sp. CCAP 1310/34
Lineage: Eukaryota; Phaeophyceae; Ectocarpales; Ectocarpaceae
Source: the annotation of a GenBank genome assembly
UUCUUGUUUGCUAGGCAAGAGAAGUCUUCUUGGGGUAACCGAAACCCGACCGGCUGGCGGCGAGUAGAACCACCUUUUUUCCAACAAUCUUCUGUGCGUGUGUGCGGGUGCACCACUUCCGCCACGCAUUGCCAGAAGUUUCGAGUUCGAUAGACAGUGCAUCGUUUCUUGGCCCACCCACCGUUUUUCUUUUUCCGUACUCCGGAAGAAAAUUAGGUGAGCAGCGGGUUUUGAACCGCUGUCUUUUGCAACCAAAAGCAGACACCUGACAUAGCACUAUAGACUAAACACGCAGCAGUAUAGUCUAUGCACGCAACAGCAGUAUUGUUGGGUAAACGACCUGUUUGUACGUUAUACAAUAAGUAGUAGGCUCACCCUGCCCCAAAGACAGAUUGUAAGCUUGUUUGUUUCACCGACGGAAAGCCGAAUGACAGAGCCUUGCAGCAGGUGCAUUUUUUUCGUUGUGUGCCUACGUCGUCUGGACCGGUGUACACAGCAGUUCCGCGGUGUGGGCGUUUCACGUGAACCGGUAUUGUCUCCCCGCCUUUGUUCUUUUUUUCGCUGGGGGGGUGCAUCGUUUCGUUCCUCGUGCCCCCCAACGAGUGCCUAACCUGGGGCAGGGCCCGAGCAAUUCAACGAGAGGAACAGCAGCAGUGAAGAGGACGAGAUCGAAGUAUUUACUGAUUUUUUUCUCAUAGACAUGUCGGAACCAGACCCGGGAGUCCCUCCGACACAGCAGUUGAACGUAGAGCAGCAGCCUUCUCCGCACAACAACGGCAGUUUAAGCGCUCCCCCAUCUGCAGCAACAUCAUCACCGGCAACAGCAGCGACCAACACGGAGCAGGCAACCUCUUCCGCUGCCACUCCCACAUCUGCCGCUGCUUCUUCUACUGCUGCUACGACUGCUAGCACUGCUGUUGUUACCAGCACUGCUGUUCCCGCGGCAGCAGAUGAAGCUCGGCAAGAUCCGGUGCCAGCAGCGGGAGAAACGAAGGAUGGGCCAGGGACAACUUCAGCCCCCGCGGCGUCAGGGGCAGUGAAAAAGGAGGGGGGGUCGCAACCACGGUCGGCGAAGAGGCCGAGAGACACUCCUUUACCGGUGGGACUACCCCCGAGCAUGGUUCGGCGCAUCAUGAAGCUCGGCGAGGAGACGCGAAACAUUUCCAAGGAGGCUUUGGUCAUUGUUGUCAAAGCCAGCGAGAUUUUCUUGGAGAAGUUCGCUGCGAGGGCGUUCGAUCACGCCGAGAAGCUGGGAAGAAAGACAAUCAAGUACAGAGAUGUCAGCGACGUCCGGUUGGAAGACCCCAACCUCUUGUUCUUGGAAGCGGUCGUGCCCCCCUAAACCAAGCCAACCUUCGGGGGUAUCAAUGUCUGGGGGCCUGUGGGUCUGAGCGACGAGCAACACUAGACACUUGCACCAAGGCAAUCGGGACAGGAACGGGAGACAAGUGUUCCACAGCUACUCCGAAGGCUUUACGAGAAAUCGUGACAGUCUCGAAUGGGAAUAGGAGACAACGGUUUCACAGCUACCACUUUCGAGGAGUCGGGAGAAACGCCAAGUCAGCCGUGCUUUUGGCUGCUGCUGUUAGUACAGCCAGGCCCCACACAUGAGACCCUCCUGUUGUGGCAGAGGCUUGUUAGUUAGCUUGCCUCAUGAGCUAUCUAUCCCCACGGCGACUAUUUAGGUUCUAGCGUAGGCUCCUGACGGAGUACCUGCGUUUAAUGACCAAGUUAUUUUAUUUUGGAAAUUUCGAGGCUCGAGUUCUUAACUACCAAGCGCUCUGAAGUGCAGGCCAGUUCUGUAUGUGAACCCCGUUGCCAGGGCAGAAACAAUUCCCCGACGACUCAAGCUUGCCCCGGAGACGGUGAGUCGUACCCCCUUUGUUCAUCGCGGUAGUUUAUCUGUAAGCACCUUGUCCCGGAGAGCAGGAGGUGGUUCAGUUGUUUUUGGCGUUUUGGGGGACAAGCCGUUGUGAAUCUGGGGUCUGUCCAACGAAGCUGCCACAUUGUUUGAGUGUGGUACAUGGAUAUGGGUAUGUAUAUAUAUAUAUACGAAGUAUUUUUUUUUCUCCCAUCAUCGGAUUCUGUCGUCUGCCCCUCUGGCCCCUAUCCUCCACUUCUACUAGCUAGACGACCCAACCGGGGUCACACAGGAGGGGGGGGUCGGACCACCUCGUGCGGUUCCUGCCUGAGAUAUUUUCAUUGCGAGAAGGGCACAGCAAUCCCUUCCCACGCGACUUCAUUGUCCACAAAAAAUGGUGAGCCCGUGGUCUCACAACCCGGCACAUACGACACCGCGGGGAAACAAAACAAAAUUAAGGUACAAGCCACUCAGAAAAAGAAAACAAAAUUAUAUAAUAGAAAACGGUAGUGUUAUAUACGACACCGGUGUCGUACUUCCUUAUAUACGACACCUACCAUUUCUUGGCCCACAGGGCUCCAAUCGGCGUACAACAAAAUGCGCUCCACGGCCCGCAGCUAUCAGCCCAUACCAUUUUGGGUCAAAUCGGCCAAGUGGUUGCGGAGAAAGAGCCGAUUAUAGGGGGCUCCGCAACUUACCGGGGGGGUGUCAGCGACGUUCCGGUCAUAACUCCUUGCACAGACAUCGCCUGAUCGCACGUAAACUCGCGAUGAGUAGAUAAGCUUAUAUACGACAC